This is a messenger RNA of Octopus sinensis (East Asian common octopus), 342 nucleotides long. Its product is annotated as histone-lysine N-methyltransferase SETMAR-like. The transcript has 2 exons. NCBI's taxonomy places the organism in Eukaryota, Metazoa, Mollusca, Cephalopoda, Octopoda, Octopodidae. The record is from RefSeq and is a predicted model, not a curated record. Bases 1 to 342 code for a protein of 113 amino acids.
AUGGAUAGAUCAACCAUUCAUAUUGUUUAUGAAUAUGUGUUUUGUCGUGGAACCAGUACAUCAGAGACAGCUGGAAACAUCAAUAAGGUGUUUGGUGAAGAUGUGACGAAUGAGCGCACUGUAUGUCAAUGGUUUCAGAAGUUCCGGUCUGGUGACUUCACUCUUGAAAAUCAACCCCGUGGUAGACCUCAGACCAAGGUGGAUAAUGAUGAGUUGCAAACUGUAGUGGAAAUGGAUACAUCUCAAACUACGCAUUCAAACAGUCAUUGCAGCCAACCUUCAGUUUUUCUAAGCCCCGUGAAAGAACUUGAAAGUUUGGACCUCCAGCCAAGAUAUUCGUGA